AUGAAUCGGUUAGGGAUCCCAUCCGAUAUCUAUACUUGGAGCAUUCUUCUCAAUUGUUUCUACCGCUUGAAUGACAUCCGUUUCGGUUUCGUUGUUCUCAGCAACAUCCUGAAACGUGGCCAUGAGCCGGAUUCCAUGACUCUGGCUACUUUUAUUGAGGGGUUUUGCAUGGAAGGGCGGAUUAGGGAAGCGAGUAAUUUCUUUCUGAAGACAGUAGAAAUGGGAUAUCCUUAUCAUGUGGUGAUGUUUGGGAUACUUAUCGACGGUCUUUGCAAGUUGGGGAACAUCGGAAUGGCUCUUGGGUUGCUUCGAAAAAUGGAGAAGGGAGCGUUGAAAGAAGCAAUGAGUCUGUUUGAGGAAAUGUUGGUUGGAGGAAUCUCUCCAAAUGUGACAACCUUUAGCAUAGUGGUGAAUGUUCUUUGCCAAGAAGGAAUGGUUAAAGAAGCCCAUGGAUUACUAGAAUUGAUGACCCAGAGAGGUGAGGAGCCUAAUGUAAUCACAUAUAGUGCAUUGAUGAAUGGCUACUGUUUUAUUGGCCAAAUGGAUGCCGCCUUAAAGAUAUUUGAUUACAUGGUGUGUAAAGGGCAUAACGCUUCUGUCGUGACUUACACCUUGUUAAUCAACGGCUAUUGCAAGAAUCAGAUGGUAGACAAGGCUAUGCAGCUUUUUCGAGAAAUGCCUUGCAAGGGAUUGAAGCCCAAUAUUGUUACUUAUACCACUCUUAUAUGUGGGUUGUACUGGGUACGGAGAAUUGUGGCUGCACAAGAGCUCUUCAAUGAGAUGCAAGCUCAUGGACAAUGUCCGGAUCCCAUCACAUACACCAUUUUGAUGGAUGGGCUGUGUAAAAGUGAUUGUCCUGUCGAGGUAAUGAAACUACUUAAUGAGAUGCAAAUUAGAGGAAUUCAACCAAAUAAUAAAGUUAUUGGUGUCCUUAUCAAUGGGAUGUGCGAAGCUAGGGAACUUAAAUAUGCGAAGAAGCUUUUCAAUUGGGCCUCUGCCAAGGGCUUGGGGAAUAAUGUUAGGACAUAUAACACGUUAAUCAAUGGGCUCUGUAAAGAAGGGCUUUUGGAGGAAGCUAAUGGAUUGUUCUUGCAAAUGGAAGAGAAGGGUUCCCAACCAGACAGUGUCACCUUCAAUGCUUUAAUUAGGGGCUUUCUACAAAAGAAUGAGACCCUCAAGUCAAUGCAACUUCUUGGGGAAAUGGCUAAAAGACAUUUUUCUAUGGAUGCAUACACCGCAACUAUGUUAGUGGGCUUGCUCACAGAGGAUGAAAAAGGUCAAGAAUACUUGGGAAUGCUUCGUAAAUUUAUGCCCUAUGGAGAAUGUGAGGCGAUUUGUUGGUUUGCUGUUUGCUGUGGGCUUCUAUCCUUCAAUCCUUCAGCUCAUGGGAGUGAAUUUGGUGGUGCUAUGCUUGCCAUGAGCGGUGGGGUUUUGCUGGGCAGUAUCCUAUCAAAUUCCAUGGUUUUAAGUUGUGGUGCAGAAUUUCAGGCCAGUAACAUCCCCAAGGAUCUGUUCUAA
This is a messenger RNA of Magnolia sinica, 1518 nucleotides long. RefSeq names its product pentatricopeptide repeat-containing protein At1g12775, mitochondrial-like. Bases 1 to 1518 code for a protein of 505 amino acids. Lineage: Eukaryota; Viridiplantae; Streptophyta; Magnoliopsida; Magnoliales; Magnoliaceae. The transcript has 3 exons. The record is from RefSeq and is a predicted model, not a curated record. Gene Ontology annotation, molecular function: protein binding.